Molecule: messenger RNA, 1703 nt
Organism: Opisthorchis viverrini
Lineage: Eukaryota; Metazoa; Platyhelminthes; Trematoda; Opisthorchiida; Opisthorchiidae
Exons: 3
Coding region: 154-1269 (371 amino acids)
Biological process (GO): protein dephosphorylation
Molecular function (GO): cation binding; protein serine/threonine phosphatase activity
Source: RefSeq, a predicted model, not a curated record
AGUGGCUCUGUUGCAUUGUUGACCAGAAUAUCGUGUUCUUUCCGACAUUUUUCAUAUUCGAUCAACUCGGAAUGUUCCAGUAUUAUCCUACGGUGCAUGGUCCAGUGAAUAUGUCUGUCCCUUAUGGGAUCAAAUUCUUAAACUCCUGAAGGCAUGGGUCAAGCCCUAUCUGCACCAGUUACAACAAAACUUACUAGCACCUGGUCCAACGAUAGUUACAUCGUCGCUGCCUCAUGUAUGCAAGGCUGGCGUGUUCACAUGGAAGACGCGCAUACUUGCUUAUUGGAAUUGCCGGGGGAUCCAAAAGCUGCUUACUUCUCUGUUUUCGACGGGCAUGGGGGAACUAGAGUUGCUCAACAUGCUGGAAUGUACUUGCACGAAAAGAUAGUGGCACAGCCAGAGUAUGUGAGGAAUGAUAUCAAAGAGGCUGUACGACGAGCAUUCCUAUUGCUGGAUGCUGAAAUGCAGGCCGAGAUGACUUCUUACACAGUCAAUCAGCAAGUUCCCGCUGAAAAAGACUGUGCUGUUUCUCCUCGUUCAAGCUCCACGACGAACACUUCUCAAUCAUCUCGGGAUUUGCCUCCAAAAGCAGAUGCAGCAAGCUCUCGAGAUGAUCGAGCUGCUACAAAUUCAACGCGCUUCACAAAUCCUGGGGAUGAGUUGGCAGGUUCCACUGGCAUCAUAGUAUUGCUCCGAGACCAGAUGCUGUACUGUGGUAAUGCUGGUGAUAGUCGAGCUGUUUGCAGUCGACGGGGUGUCGCGGAGCCGCUGUCCACAGAUCACAAGCCGACACUGCGCAGAGAGAAGGAGCGUAUUUUGGCCGCUGGUGGUUGGGUUGAUGCUAACCGUGUGAAUGGAAAUCUUGCUCUCUCCCGGGCAUUCGGCGAUUUUGUUUUCAAACGUAAUCCCCGACAAAACGCGGAGAAUCAGAUAGUUUCCGCAAAUCCUGACGUGUAUUCUCGUCGCCUAUCGGCUGAGGAGGACGAAUUCCUUGUAUUAUGUUGUGACGGUAUUUGGGAUGUUAUGACUAAUCAGGAGGUCGUCAGUUUCAUUCGUCUACGACUUAGCUACGGAGUCACUCCGGAGAAAGUUUGUGAGGAAUUGAUGAUGCGUUGUCUUGCUCCAGACUGCCACACCAAUGGUCUUGGUUGUGAUAACAUGACGGUCGUCCUCGUUUGUUUGCUCCAUGGCAAGCCACUGAGUGAUCUCCAACGUCGUUGCAAUCGUCCGUGCCCCUCAGGUCUCGCUGCUGACAUUUUAGGUCCAUGACUUCUCACCUGUUUUCUCACUUCGCCUAUCUUUCUCAAUGUUUUUGCCUUAGUUCUGCAUGCCUUGAAUGGUUUCAUCUUUAGUCUUUUCUGUUUGCAGUCACUUAUCUAGUUUUACGUGACGUUCUCGUGCAAUACGUCGAUACAUGCCUGUUCAUGUACCACACUGUUGGACGUUUUCAUCGGAACUUUUACCAGACAGAAAUAAAGAUUUUACUGCUUUGUUUUCACCGAGAACUUGCCAUGAAUUGGUCGUUGAUUUUGUGUUGAUUUCCAUACCCUUUGCACUUUUCCAAUGGCUGCCAAGUGUGUUCUAGCCUAUAACUGAUUCCGUUGACACACCCGGUUCGUUCCGUAAGAAGCAUAAAAUCUUGGUGCAAUAAAGCCACAUUUGGUUUAGCAAGAACUGAAUAACACCAGUAAAAAUGGGAAACG